Messenger RNA from Clonostachys rhizophaga, 378 nucleotides. The record is from the annotation of a GenBank genome assembly. Lineage: Eukaryota; Fungi; Ascomycota; Sordariomycetes; Hypocreales; Bionectriaceae.
AUGGCGCUGCCCCCUCGUGUGCACGAACACGUCGUUCCGCGACGCCCUAGUGCCGCUGUAUACCGCCGACAUGUUCUUCUGACCCCUCCAGCUAUCACUGGUAUCGUCAAGCAUGAUGGCGACGAAUGCCUUGCGUAUUCCCCAUUCGGCGCCUUAUGUUCUUUGGGACUCGCAGCCUCGCUCUUUCAGAAGCGCACACUUGUUACUAACAGGUCGUCAAAAGGAGAGGGUAGAAAAGAGAUGCUGAUUUUGAGAAUGUAAGUGCAGCAAAGAACUACGAAGACCAUGAUGAGUGUGCGACCCGAGAGCAGGACAAGCAGCCCAGUCCUCUUUACCUUGGGAGCUGUGCCGCCCGUAGCAUCGGAACGGGGAUUAUGA